UAGUGAAGAUAGAUUUGACAUUUUACAAGAAAAUUCUUUUUGUUGAUCAAAUUGUGGCCGAAUUUCACAAAUUGGAUUAUUUGAAUGUGGCGUGCGAUUUUGUUAUCUAAUUAGAGUGCCUGUAAAAUAAAUCUAUAGAUAAAACUAUGACUUUCAUACCUAAUUGGGAAGAGUUUGAGAGGUCGGCAGAAAUGUUGUAUUUGAGGGAUCCAUUGAACACUCGAUACAGUUUAAAAUAUUGUCAUACAAAAGGAGUAUUUUUAGUUAAAAUUACUGAUAAUAAGAAGUGUCUUCAAUUCAAAACCGAGGUACAACAAGAUGUGCGUAAAAUAGACAAGUUUGUGUCUAAUUUAAUAAGACAUAUGGCAUCUAAUGAUAACUAAGAAAUACAUAUAAUUUUAUUGUAAAA
This is a messenger RNA of Ostrinia nubilalis (European corn borer), 409 nucleotides long. RefSeq names its product signal recognition particle 9 kDa protein (gene Srp9). NCBI's taxonomy places the organism in Eukaryota, Metazoa, Arthropoda, Insecta, Lepidoptera, Crambidae. The record is from RefSeq and is a predicted model, not a curated record. Bases 147 to 383 code for a protein of 78 amino acids. Gene Ontology annotation, cellular component: signal recognition particle, endoplasmic reticulum targeting. The transcript has 3 exons. Gene Ontology annotation, biological process: negative regulation of translational elongation; SRP-dependent cotranslational protein targeting to membrane. Gene Ontology annotation, molecular function: 7S RNA binding.